This is a messenger RNA of Rotaria socialis, 1032 nucleotides long. The record is from the annotation of a GenBank genome assembly. Lineage: Eukaryota; Metazoa; Rotifera; Eurotatoria; Philodinida; Philodinidae.
AUGAGAUUAUUCGCAUUGAUAUUAGUAGUUUUGUUGGCUAGUUGGACAUUGCCAUGGGCAUCUGGUAAAAAUAACUAUGCAAUUUAUUUUUCACAUCCACAUAUCAUCCUUUGCUUAGGUUCACAGUUGGAUUGUUCGAUUUACAAUUCGAACAAAGCAAUCAUUCAAUCAUUACCAUUUCGAGUUGACAUCAAUCCAAGUGUUAACCUUUCCGGUAGUUCUUAUGUUCGAGUGGACUAUGGAGGAAGAGUGACCGAUUUGACUUUAACUAUGGUAGACAGCAUUCCAACAUCAAUAUUUUGUCUGGACAGUUUAAAAUCAUUGACCAUUCAAUAUGGAACUAGUCUGACCAUUCCUCCUGAAAUUGCUCGCCUUCGUUCCUAUUUGACUUCCCUCAGUUUGAUCAAAAUUUCUUCUAGCCUUACUCUUCCUUCAGAACUAUUCAAUCUGACUAAUUUGGUUAGUCUGUCCAUUAUCUCUUGUGGUCUAGAAACACUACCUGAUGCCAUCAGUCAAUUGUCGGCACUCAAUGAAUUGGAUUUAACUGGAAAUCGAUUGACAUCAAUACCAGUGACAUUGGCACAGAUAUCUCUUUUAAGAACAUUAGUUUUGAAUGCCAAUCCUGGACUUACUUCACUCGAUAAUUUACAAGGUACACAGUUUUUGUGGAAUCUAAAUGCAUCAAACUGUUUCAUUGAUCAUUUACCAAUGAAUGUGAGCAAUACUGGUGUGAUUGAAUUGAAUGGGAAUCAACUCACUUCAUUGGCUAAUCUCGAAACAAUAAUAUCCGAUAUUACUACAGUAAUUAGUUUGAAGAACAAUAAUAUAACAGUUCUUCCCACUACAAUUCGAAAAGCAACAAAAUUAGAAAUUCUCGAUUUAUCCAACAAUCAAUUGACUGAAUUACCCGAAGUGGUUUAUAGUCUGUCAGCAUUGAAAACACUUAUUCUAUCGAAAAACUCAUUCAGUCGUUUGGAAAUCGAAUGGAUUCAAGGUCGUUUUCGAACCAUGAGUGCGGUGGUCAUUUUAUGA